This is a messenger RNA of Ilyonectria robusta, 1677 nucleotides long. RefSeq lists its product as uncharacterized. The coding region runs from base 1 to 1677 and encodes 558 amino acids. Lineage: Eukaryota; Fungi; Ascomycota; Sordariomycetes; Hypocreales; Nectriaceae. The transcript is spliced from 11 exons. Gene Ontology annotation, molecular function: ATP-dependent protein folding chaperone; ATP binding. The record is from RefSeq and is a predicted model, not a curated record.
AUGGGGUGUCGGUGGGUACUGGGGGCUGAGGACCGAGUCGUCAUUUCUCUGGACUUCGGAACAACCUUUUCUGGAAUUGCGUAUGCUUUCUGUAAUCCAGCAAAGAAGCCAGUUGUUACCACCAUAGUGGAUUGGCCGGGACUUGAAGGCCGCACACAGCCGAAGACACCGACCAAAAUAUCAUACGCUCCAGACGAUGCGAAACAGUUCAAAUGGGGAGGCCAGCUGGACUGGGAAGACGACUGCGUUUGCGGUGUGAAGCUGCUUCUCGAUCCAGACCAACCGGAGCCUUUAUACCUCCCAACAGGCAAUAAGAAAAAAGAGAUCAAAAGGUUACCUAAGAACCCCGUUGACGUUGCGGGCGAUUUCAUUGGAGCCAUAUACACCCACGCCAUGACUAAGAUCGAGUCUAAAGUCCCGAGGGAAUACUUCCUUCUUUGUGAGAAGCAGUUUGUCUUAACUGUACCAGCUGUAUGGUCAGAUAAAGCAAAAGACAAUACACUUCGGGCGGCAAAGAAAGCGGGGAUCCACCCAGUGAGUCUAAUAAAGGAACCAGAAGCCGCGGCACUGUACACCAUGUACAGCCAGGAAAGGGCACUAGGGAUCGGGGAUGCCUUCGUUUUGUGUGACGCAGGUGGCGGAACGGUGGAUCUAAUCACGUACGAGGUAGUCGCAACAAGACCGGGUUUGGAGCUAGCCGAAGUUGUUCCAGGGUCUGGUGGCAUGGCUGGCUCUCUUGGGCUGAACAAGAGAUUUGCCGAAGCGGUCCAGGACCUUGUUGGGGAGGAGGAAUGGAUAAAACUGAAAAAGGGCAAAGGAUGGAGAAAGGCGUACGAAGAAUUUGAUCAAUAUGUCAAGCGGCGUUUCCUCGGUGACACUGAGGAAGAGUAUUUGAUCAACUUCCCUCAAGCUGGUUUGGAGGAUAAUCCGUUCGAAGGGCUUAAGAACGAUUGCUGGGCCAUGACUGGAGCAAGGGUGAAGCAAGUCUUCGACCCUCUUGUAAACGAUAUCCUUCGCCUCGUUGACGAGCAGGCCAAGAAUGCCCUUAUAAAGAGACAGGGUCGGGGCAUCAAAGGAAUAUUCCUUGUUGGCGGCUUUGGUGCUAGCCAGUAUCUCAAGGAAUGUAUACAAAAGGCGCACCCUGAUGUCCAGGUUAUACAGCCCGAUGAUGCUUGGGCCGCAAUCCUCAAGGGUGCCGUACUGAGCCGAUUGCCACACCAGGCAGUUGUGGUCUCGACACAGGCAACACAUCACUACGGAGUAGCUGCCUUGUCCAUUUACGAACCGGCUAUUGACAAAGGGCGGCCAACUGAGAUGACCUGGUACAUAUACAUUGGCGAAGACCUGAAGAGAGAUCAGAUGAUGAAGUUCUCAUUUUAUCGGACUUUGAACGCGGACUACAACAACGAUGAUCUCAUCUUUACGGACAAGCUAAUCACAUGCGUUUCGCCAAUCCCGCCUAAUCAUCCGACUCAGGACACUAAAGAGAACUGCACCCUACAGGCGGACUUGCGGGAUGUAGAUAGGGCUCUCUUUAAACAGAAGACAGGCAUUGGUGGCCUCACUUAUUACGAGGUGCACUACGAUCUUGCUGUAUCGACGCAAGCUGCGAACAUGAAAUUUUGGUUGGAAUUUCAGGGGAAGGAAGCAGGAUCUGUUAACGCUGACUAUAAUUGA